AUGAUUGGACGCUUCGUUAUUUCUGGAGGACGACAACUGAAAUUAUCUUCGUUUGUCCUGUCUGCAAACAGUAGCUCUAAAUACAGAAUGAUCACUGUAGUAUCAUCCACUGUCCAUGUUCCUUUGCAAAGGUUGUGUCAGUUAUCUUCUAUCAUAUUCAGUGAUCAUAGCAAAUUACACGGUACUGAAACCCAUCAACUCGUACUAGAUUCAAAUUUGAAGGCACGUGUUUUGGAAUCCACAUUGGCCUAUGUCCCGAAAUAUGGUUGGUCACGAGAAGCGGUUGAGGCUUGUUGUCAAGCUGAAGGACUACCUUCAGGAUUACAUGCCUAUGUUGCACCUCAAGGUGGCAUUGACAUAGUUUUACAUUUCUAUGCUACACGUAAUCAACAGCUGGCUGAAGUCAUGCAGCAAUGGAGGACAACUAGUGAUAGUACAAACAAGAAUAUUGAUAUUAAAGAACCAGACUUACCUCUAUCAUCAUACCCAUCUACGGCCGCUGAAGUAGAUCAAUUUUUAUAUCGUUCUUUGGAAUAUCGACUGAAACUAAUUAUACCAUAUUUAAGUGUUUGGCCACAAGCUUUAGGCUUGUUAUCUUUACCUACAAAUAUUCCUUUAUCUAUUGGUAUGCUUGCUCAACUUGUCGAUGAAAUAUGGGCUCAAGCAGGUGAUCGUUCAACUGAUAUAUCAUGGUAUGCUAAACGUUUGGGUGUUGCUUAUGUGUACAAUUUAACAGAAUUGUAUAUGUUACAAGAUAAAUCACCGGAACUUUCAGAAUCAUGGAUAUUUUUACGUAAACGAAUUGAAGAUUUACGAUCUAUGAAACAGAUGAAUUUGAAGGCUGCAUCAAGUAUGCUUACAAAUGGUGUUUUAGCUUUUGGAAAUGUUACUUGCAAUAUUCUCGGAUGGAAUCGUAACAAUUAGAAUGAGAUGUUUGUUUCUUUUUGUGAUAGGAAUAUUCUCGUUUUUGCUGUUUCUUACUUUUUUUCAAAACAAAAGAUAAAAACCAAAACUCUUUCUAUUCAAUUCUUUUUUCGCUCUUCUAUUAGGUUUUGUAUUUAAAAGCUUCGUAUAUAGUGAUUAUAGUUGUAUGCCAAUAUUAUUCAUAACGUAAUUGUGUGUACAUUUUAUACUUGUGUUUUAUUAAUU
This is a messenger RNA of Schistosoma bovis, 1149 nucleotides long. The record is from the annotation of a GenBank genome assembly. Lineage: Eukaryota; Metazoa; Platyhelminthes; Trematoda; Strigeidida; Schistosomatidae.